Capronia epimyces CBS 606.96 is the source of this 1839-nucleotide messenger RNA. RefSeq lists its product as uncharacterized. The coding region runs from base 1 to 1839 and encodes 612 amino acids. The record is from RefSeq and is a predicted model, not a curated record. NCBI's taxonomy places the organism in Eukaryota, Fungi, Ascomycota, Eurotiomycetes, Chaetothyriales, Herpotrichiellaceae. The transcript is spliced from 2 exons.
AUGUCACGACUUUACACUCGCACUUCUCGUGGACGCCAGCCUAUGCUGGGCUCCGCGCCAAAAUUCUCAAAGUCGAAAGAACACCCGAAUGAUACAUACCAGUUGCCCAAUGGCAAGAAAAACAAACCAUUCCGUAAACAGCGCCCAGCUACCAGCAAAGUUAUUGCCAGCCGCAGAAGAGCCGACAGCACCUCGGAGGAGGAGAGCUCGUCCUCGUUUGGGUCGGACACCGCAGAUGAUGCCUCGGGAGAAGACAGCGAUGACGACUCGGAUGAUGAAGAUGAACUGCCAGCAGUUGCAGCCCCGUCUCGUUCUCAAACCUUGAACGGGGCGGGGCGCAAUAUCCGGUCGGCUUCUAGGGGUGGUUUCUCGAUUGCUGGCAGUACGGACAGUAUGUUUGGUGACUACGAACAUUUGUACGAGGACGAGGGUGAUAACCCCAACAUCUCUCCAGAAGAGAACAGGAAACUUUUCGAGAGCCAGAUCUUUGCAGAGCUGGAUGAUGACAAUGAUGAGGUGUACCAGGCGGUGGACGAUAUCAGCGACUCCGAGGACGAGUUGGAUGAUAGUCGCAUUGAGGAACAAGAACUUCUGGCCAUGCUUUCGGAAGAAGACAACAGCGAUGCGGACUUCUUGCUCAACCAGAUUGACGGACUCUCUGCCUAUGGCUUCGGUGACGACAGUGAUGCUACCAUCUACCGUUUUCCCUCCUCUCAGGGUAGCGACAGCGGGACUGAAGCUGCUCCUUCAAGACGUGUUCAUUUUGCGGUAGAGAGUGAUCGCUCGGUCUUCUUACCCUUGUCAGAAUCUCCUACUAUGACCCGACCAUUGCUUCCCUCGGCGCUUCCCGAGCUCGGAUUCUCUACUCCUACUUCCGACAAACGUUCCCGGGGGCUGGUCGAGGAUCUCGAUGAUUCUGAUCUGACCGACGAUUGUCUGCCUGAAGAGGCUCUACAAAGUACACCGACUACCACCCAGGUACCGAGAGAAUCGUCACCGUCGGUCACCCCGCCAGUCAAGAAGUCCCCUCGUCGCCGAGGUCCACGUCGUGGUAUCUUCAUUGAUGAAGGAACGAAGACAUCUGGAAUUCUGGACCCUUCUGGCAAGAUUAUUCUCAUGACAAAUCCUCAUUUGCUUGGGGAAGAAUUUGCUCGUCGUUAUGGAGCAUCUCAGACCUCUAGUCCUGACGUAGGCUUUGCUGAACUCAUCGACGAGAGCGACACUGGCGAACGUGAGGCCGGCGACCUCAUUGGCCCCCAAAACGCAGAUAUCAUGCUGGCCAGUCUCAAUUCUGCCAUCAGUGAUCCUUCAAACCUUGGCCAGGCCAUUGGUCCCUUGGAAGCCUUUUAUCCUUCCAGCAAUCUUUUGUUUGGGGACUUCGCGAUUGACCCAGACGAGUUGGAAGAAAAUUUUCAACCAGAUGAAGAUAUUGGCGAGGACGUCAUCAACCUCACCGACGUGAUCAAGUUUGAUGAGGACACGGACGACAGUGAGGCCCCGACCUCGCCGCUCUAUAUGCCGCCCAGCCGCGAACUUUCGGGCCUGGGCAAUGUGAACAACGAAUUUGCUUAUCUCAACAACAACAAUGUGACGGCCUUCCGGCGUAACGCAGACCCAGCGUUUGCCGCCCUUAACAACACGCCCUCGUUCCGGGAGAUGGACCUCUUCAGCUCACCGUUUGCAACCCCUGCACCUCGACGCAAGCGGAAAGCUCAUGCAUCUCCGUAUACUUCAUCCCACUACAAAGGUGUAACGCCGGUGCAGCGCAUGCGGGCUCCCAAUCAUCCGGAAACCCCUGAGGCAUCAACGCCUGCGAAGAGGCGCAGGAUCAUGACUUGA